Molecule: messenger RNA, 842 nt
Organism: Sebastes umbrosus (honeycomb rockfish)
Lineage: Eukaryota; Metazoa; Chordata; Actinopteri; Perciformes; Sebastidae
Gene: limd1b
Product: LIM domains containing 1b
Exons: 7
Coding region: 167-700 (177 amino acids)
Biological process (GO): response to hypoxia; cytoskeleton organization; positive regulation of miRNA-mediated gene silencing
Cellular component (GO): nucleus; P-body; transcription regulator complex
Molecular function (GO): transcription corepressor activity
Source: RefSeq, a predicted model, not a curated record
UCGGAGGAGUCAGAGGGUCUGAGGAGUCGUUGCCCCCCAAAGAGACCAAAAGCACCAAAUGCAACACCCAUGAACCCAGAUAGCAGCUCCCCUUACAGCUGUCUGCCCCGCACAUAAAAUUAGACCCCCAGACAGUCGUACUGUACUGUAGGCUCCAGAGGAGGAGAUGGACCCAAGUUAUACUUCCAGUCUUUACUUUGGAAGCUGUACGAGCUGCAGUAAAGCGGUGUACGGUGAAGGCAGAGCCUGCCAGGCCAUGGGACGUUUAUUCCACGACACCUGUUUCACCUGCAGCGUUUGCAGUGAAAAGCUCAGCGGGAAGCCGUUUUAUACAAUGUCAGGAAGAAUCUACUGUGAGGAUGAUUUUUUGUACUCAGGAGCUCAUCCAUCUGCAGAAGUGUGUAACAGCUGUGGAUAUUUAAUCAUGGACAUGGUUUUGCAGGCCCGUGGGAAGUCCUACCACCCGUCCUGCUUCCGCUGUGUGGUGUGCAGACGGAGCCUGGAGGGUCAGCCCUUCACUGUAGGAGCAGACAGCAGGGUCUACUGUGUCAGCGACUACCACAAGGUCCAGGCUCCUCUGUGUGCUGCAUGCAGAGUGCCGAUACUGCCGACCGAGGGGUCUACGGAGUCUAUUCGAGUGGUAUCAUUAGACAGAAAUUACCACGUAGAGUGCUACAGUGGUGAGGUCAACCUCAUUUGAAGAGCUGGUUGGCUGAUGUCUGUGUUUUUUUUCCUGAUGGUCUUGUUUUGUAAAUGUUAAAACGAAGAUAAAUGUUUAAGUUGAUGAAUCUGUAGCAUUUUGAACAAUUUCCUGUCUGCAAUAAAGUCACUCCAAGUCUUGA